This is a messenger RNA of Corythoichthys intestinalis (scribbled pipefish), 4750 nucleotides long. RefSeq names its product fibronectin leucine rich transmembrane 3 (gene flrt3). The record is from RefSeq and is a predicted model, not a curated record. The coding region runs from base 1396 to 3348 and encodes 650 amino acids. The transcript has 3 exons. Gene Ontology annotation, molecular function: protein binding. NCBI's taxonomy places the organism in Eukaryota, Metazoa, Chordata, Actinopteri, Syngnathiformes, Syngnathidae.
UUUUCCUGAGGGUGUUCUUUACUUUUAAUUCAUUCAAAUGUGGAGUCACAAAAAUGUGUACACUAUAUUAAAAAUGUACUACCCCUGCCUUGUUAGAAAUUAUGCGGUACUGAGUUCGGUUGUAUAGCAGGCUGCAGGCAGUGGAGCUCGAAUAUGGUACAAAAUAAAUAAAUAGUUUUACUAAACGCUGUUUUUUUCCUAGUAAUAAUUAAUCGUCUUUGUGAACUCAUCUUUUUAGUAGCAACACGACAAAAUAAACGUCAGCUGCAUUUCCUUUGUCUUUAUUGGUAUGAAACAUGCGUUUUGCUUCAUACAUCAAAGUACAAACAUUGACGAAGAGCCCCCACAUACGUUUGCGUCUCUUACGACAGACAGCAAGUGUCGUUCUGUUGGUGCUAACGUGGUGAUGUGUUAUGCAGCCGUUUGAUCUUUGAUCAACGAAUACACAGACGUAAAAGGAUUAGGAGGGAGCAGACAGGGUAGUUUAGAUCCCACCGGCGCCAACGCUCCUCAAGACACCGCGAUGUGCAUGUUGAGUUGCAGCGCACAUCCCGCAGCGAUACGCCAGCUGGACAAACUCCGCUAAAUGCGUCUCUGUCGGGACGGCUUUGUGCGGCAUCCCAUUAAACUUCACACUGACAUGUAUGGAGGUCGCACUCAGGACAACAUUUGAAGUGUGAUAACAGCCCAGCAUGAAUCGAGCUCCAUAUUCAUGAGAGAGUGGGCUUGGCCCAAAACGAUAAGCACCUUUCACCAGUUUUCUCCUUAGGAGAGGAAGCGCUGUUCAUCCAAAUCCGGAACCGGAGUCUCGGAUUAAUGUAUAUACAAGCUUGACAAGGGACAAGAGGAUUCUGGUUACCUUUACGAGCUGGAGUACACAAGUGAGCAGGCCUUGAUUGAGCCUGUGGCGCAAGGGAUUGGCAUGGCUCAGACCAGCUUUGUGUCAACUCAUCAUGCAUGUUGGGCCUGAUUACAGAAAGGAGUCUAUACUAAAAGACAGCAGGAUUGUUUUAACAGAAAAAAAAAAAUAGUCUACAGUCAUGGCUACUGAUCUUGACAAAUUCAACACCCAUUAGGAUUUUUAAUAUUACUCGAGAGAGCGCAGGCUUUGUCACUGAGAGGGGAUGCUUAUUCAACAGGCUUAUCUGCCAUGGUAAAGGCGGCGAAGGCAUGAACCCCUGACAACAGAAGAGGUCAACGUCCAAAAAAAGGAUCAACUCUACAAACACUGACCAGUCAGGAUAUCAUCCGAAAUCCCUCAGAAAAACAUUUCUUUUCAUAAAGGAUAAUAAAAGAAAACCUUGAUUGGAUUUUUCAGCGAUCAGAAAGGAUUUACCACCUUUCAUAAAUCAGGGGCUCUUGAGUGAUUAGACCGCCCGGCAACUCUGCUUCAAGAUGGUACGUCAAUGCAAGGCCUUUAUCCUCUCCCUCGUCAGGGUUGGACUGCUGCUGGGCCUAGCUAACCCACUGAUGACCUCUGCUUCAUGUCCCUCUGCCUGUCGUUGUGACGGGACCUUCAUCUACUGUAAUGACCGUGGCCUAACUUCCAUCCCUACUGGUUUACCCCUAGAUGCAACAGUGCUCUUCCUGCAAAACAAUCGCAUAAAGAGCUCAGGAAUUCCCACAGAGCUAAGCAGGCUCACAAAUGUGGAGAAGAUCUACCUUUACUGCAACAAUCUAGAUGAAUUCCCCACUAACCUUCCUCUUGGUCUGAAAGAGCUCCAUCUUCAGGAGAACAACAUUCGAAUGAUUACACAUGCAACUUUAGCCCAGAUUCCUUAUAUUGAAGAACUUCACCUUGACGAUAACUCUGUAUCAGCGGUCAGCAUUGAAGAGGGGGCCUUUAGGGACAGCAGUCACCUUAGAUUGCUUUUCCUCUCCAGGAACCACCUAAGUACCAUCCCCUCAGGUCUACCCAUGAGUAUUGAAGAGUUGCGCUUUGAAGACAACCGCAUCUCGUCAAUCUCAGAACAAUCACUGCAAGAUCUAAUCAACCUGAAGCGGUUGAUAUUGGAUGGAAACCUGCUCAACAACCGUGGGAUUGGAGAGAUGGCUUUCAUCAAUCUGAUUAACCUUACUGAGCUCUCGCUAGUGAGGAACUCCCUGACAUCCCCGCCAGCAAACCUGCCAGGCACAAGUUUGGAGAAGCUGCAGCUACAAGAGAAUCACAUUAAUAGGGUCCCACCCGGGGCUUUUGCCUUCCUUCGACAACUGUAUCGAUUGGACCUAUCUGGCAACAACCUGAGCAGUCUCCCACAAGGAGUCUUUGAAGAUCUGGACAAUCUCACACAGCUUUUGCUACGCAACAACCCCUGGCAAUGCAAUUGCAGGAUGAAAUGGGUGCGUGACUGGCUCCGAACAUUGCCAUCAAAAGUAAAUGUACGGGGUUUCAUGUGCCAGGGCCCUGAUAAAGUAAAAGGCAUGGCUCUCAAAGACUUAACUACAGACAUGUUUGACUGCACAGAUUUAGAAUUCAUUCCAACAUAUGAGACAAGCACAGUCUCCAACACUUGGCGGCCCACACUGCCACAGUGGCCCUCAUUUGUGACUAAAAGGCCUGGAGUGAAGGGACCAAAUAUCGGCAGAAAUUACCAUGACACCACCAUUUCAUCAGGCAGAAAGAUCAUCACAAUCAGUGUGAAGUCAAGUAGCGCAGAUACAGUACACAUAUCAUGGAGGGUAUCACAACCCAUGACUGCCCUCCGGCUCAGCUGGCUAAAGCUGGGACACAGCCCUGCAUUUGGAUCCAUCACAGAGACGAUUGUACAAGGGGAAAGGACGGAGUAUCUGCUCACUGCGCUGGAGCCAGAGUCAUCCUACAGGAUAUGUAUGGUUCCCAUGGAGACCAGCAACAUCUACCUGUCAGACGAGACUCCCGUUUGCAUAGAGACUGAGACCGGCUCUCAUAAAUCUUACAACCCGACCACAACUUUAAACAGAGAGCAGGAGAAAGAGCCUUACAAAAAUUCCAGCCUGCCUUUGGCUGCUAUCAUUGGAGGAGCUGUUGCACUUUUGGCAAUAAUCAUGUUGGCAUUGGUGUGCUGGUACGUCCACAGGAAUGGAUCACUUUUUUCCAGAAACUGCACCUACAACAAAGGCCGUCGGAGAAAGGAUGACUACGCCGAAGCAGGAACUAAAAAGGACAACUCAAUUCUAGAAAUAAGAGAGACUUCUUUUCAAAUGAUACCUAUCAAUCAGCUUCCUGUGUCCAAGGAGGAGUUUGUGAUACACACAAUUUUUCCACCUAAUGGCCUGAGUUUGUACAAGAGCCCACACAACGAGAACAGUAUUAACAACAGAAGUUACAGAGACAGUGGAAUACCAGAUUCGGACUAUUCUCAUUCAUGAUAUUGCACACAGACGGUCAUGAUGAGCGUGCGUUGUAAACAAGAGUGGCAAGACUUUUACAAAACACUGGAUCUAUAGGACUAAGGGAUCAAUGUUAUGUACAUUUGACAUAUAAUUUAUAUUUAAGGACAUUUUAUGAAGACUGAGAAGGUUCCAUCUGCAGGCCCUCACUGAACCAGCGGGUAUAAUACUGCAAUUAUAUUUUAGGGAUUUGUAGUAAUUUGUACUGUAUUUCCUUGGCUUAAAAUGAUCGACCAAGUAUAAAGAAACUAUGUUCUGAGAUAUUAUGACUUGUCAACUGUGAAAGUGGGUUUUCAUUGCUGUGUUGAACAAUCAGACUUUAGAAAACAUUGUAGUACAAGCACAGGUCAUUAUUUUCACUUUGUGGCUGUCUGAAAAGCAAAGACAAAAAUUGUCAAAAAAUAAGGUAAAGUUGAUAAUUAAAAUUUAGAAUCAGACAUGUUGCCCUAUUACAAAGAACAAACAGUGAGGUGUCUCAUUUACUACUGAUCAAGAAUAGUGUUAAGUUUUCAAAUCGCUCCAGAUGAUGUGCCAUGAUUUAUUUCUCUACAUUCUUAGAUGUGUACCUUUUCCAAGUUUGAAACACAGCAGAGUAGCCAUAGAAAGAUUUUUUUCUGAUUGGUUUGUUGGCCACAGCACAGGGCAGAUAAAGCACAUCAACUCGAAAGGGACUCUUGGCUCCUCAAAACCAGAAACAGGACAGGCUGACACAGGACCCCACAUGAUCUCUCUUAGUACGUGUCAACAAAGGCCAAAUGACAAUGGUGGCAUUCUUAAGUACUGUGUACCCUGCGUCAUUUAAGUCAGAAGGCCAAAAAUACAUGAUUGUUAAAAUGAUCAGCGUGUCAGCAGUUUCUUAAGUAACUACUCUUUUGUAUUUUCAAAGUGAACACGUUUUUGUUGCCACAAUUUGAAAUUACCUGUUCUUCAUGUUUAAAAAAAUACAACAACAACCAAAGUGCAUUGUAUGCCCUUUGGCCAGUCUUGUAUGUGCCUUGAUCCAAUGCUUAUUGUAUUUAGCUUUUUAAGGAACCAGUGACUUUUUUAGAUACACACUUGAAUAUGAAAAGUAUUGGUCAUAUUACAAAAUAAAAACUGAAUAAAAAGAACACUGAUUCCUUUAUUACCUCACAUCACCUUUAUUUCCUCCCACAUUGAAAAAAAAAAACAGAUUUCAAUAAUAUCUAAGAAUAAGUCAUGCAGUUUCACCUUAAUUUUGGUCUGAUCUUGCCUACAUUGUUCUAAUACAAUAAGAUAUUCACUACACAUACUGAAUAUGCACCUUUCAUCAGAAAGUCCAGUGGUUAGUCUCGCAUUAACAAUAUUAAACCAUUUAAAAUAAUCAAUUGUCUGUAUUUGUAGCUUUUUGUUGAGUAAAAAA